AUGAAUAUCGUCGAGUGGGCCUUCGGAAAGCGCAUGACGCCGGCCGAGCGUCUGCGCAAACAUCAACGAGCUCUGGACAGGACGCAGCGUGAGCUCGAUCGAGAACGGGUCAAGUUGGAGAACCAAGAAAAGAAGCUGGUCGCGGAUAUCAAGAAGAGUGCCAAGAAUGGUCAGAUCGGGGCCUGUAAGAUCCAGGCGAAGGACCUGGUUCGGACGAGACGGUACGUUCAGAAGUUUUACCAGAUGCGAACGCAGCUACAGGCUAUCUCGCUGCGGAUUCAGACCGUUCGAAGCAACGAACAGAUGAUGCAGUCGAUGAAGGGCGCAACCAUGCUACUCGGCAGCAUGAACCGGCAGAUGAACCUUCCCGCGCUCCAGCGAAUUGCCAUGGAAUUUGAACGCGAAAACGAUGUUAUGGAUCAACGACAAGAGAUGAUGGACGACGCAAUCGACGAAGCCACGGGGAUGGAAGGAGAGGAGGAAGAAGGCGAAGACAUUGUCAAGGAAGUCCUGGACGAAAUCGGUGUCGACCUGAACCAAGCGCUGGGUGAGACUCCAACAGAUAUACAGAAGACGGCGGUCGCAGAGAACAGAGUCGCUCAGCCGGUUGGUGCUGGCGGAGGACCUACUACUAGUGAUGAUGACUUGCAAGCCAGGCUUGACAGCCUCCGUCGAUGA
Molecule: messenger RNA, 678 nt
Organism: Aspergillus steynii IBT 23096
Lineage: Eukaryota; Fungi; Ascomycota; Eurotiomycetes; Eurotiales; Aspergillaceae
Product: ESCRT-III subunit protein DID4
Exons: 5
Coding region: 1-678 (225 amino acids)
Biological process (GO): late endosome to vacuole transport; endosome transport via multivesicular body sorting pathway; protein transport
Cellular component (GO): ESCRT III complex; multivesicular body
Source: RefSeq, a predicted model, not a curated record